This is a messenger RNA of Balearica regulorum gibbericeps (East African grey crowned-crane), 1522 nucleotides long. Lineage: Eukaryota; Metazoa; Chordata; Aves; Gruiformes; Gruidae. The record is from RefSeq and is a predicted model, not a curated record.
AUUGUGACAGCAGUGAAGUUUUUACAGAAUCCACGAGUCCGCCAAAGUUCUGUUGCAACAAGAAGAGCAUUUCUGAAGAAGAAAGGCCUGACAGAUGAAGAAAUUGACCUGGCUUUCCAGCAGUCGGGCACAAGCACGGAUGAGCCACAGUCCCCAGGUCCUUCUACACAGCUGGUGCCAGCUCAGCCCGCUCACCCUGUGGUGUAUAAUCCACCUGGCUCCAGAUGGCGAGAUUAUGGGGCUUUGGCUAUCAUAAUGGCAGGAAUUGCCUUUGGAUUCCACCAGCUCUACAAGAAAUACCUGCUUCCUCUCAUCAUGGGAGGCAAAGAAGACAGGAAACAACUUCAGAGGAUUGAGUCAAACAUUUCUGAGAUGAGUGGCAGCGUGACACAGACAGUGACUCAGUUACAGACAACUUUAGCAGCUGUCCAGGAACUACUAAUCCAGCAACAACAGAAAAUCCAGGAGCUCACCCAAGAACUGGCUGCUUCUAAGGCCACAACUUCCACCAACUGGAUUCUGGAGUCGCAGAAUAUUAAUGAAUUGAAAUCUGAGAUCUACUCAUUAAAAGGACUUCUCCUGAACCGGAGGCAGUUCCCUCCCUCCCCUUCGGCUCCUAAGAUCCCGUCAUGGCAGAUCCCAGUGAAGCCAAGCUCACCCUCCAACCCUGUUGUUGCCAACCAUAAUAGCAGCAGUGAUAUCUCACCUGUCAGCAACGAGUCUACCACCUCAUCACCAGUCAAGGAGAACCACAGCCCUGAGGGUUCAAAGGUCAGCUGCCAUCUGCUGAGCACGGAGGAGGGCAACAAGGCAGUGAUCGACGUCAAGAGCCAAGUGCGGAUGGAGGUGCAGGGUGAGGAGGAGAAAAGAGAAACCAAAAGGAGUGAAGAGGAGGAAGAGGACGAUGAGGAUGAUGAUGUUAGCCAUGUGGAUGAGGAGGAAUGUCUGGGUGUCCAGACUGAGGACCGGCGAGGAGGGGAUGGUCAGAUCAAUGAGCAAGUGGAAAAGCUACGAAGACCUGAGGGAGCCAGCAACGAGAAUGAGAUUGACUAAGGCACCCUGGCUUCUGCUGCUGCUGCUGUACAUCUUCCCUAGCCUCCUGCACUGUCCCUGGUGCGUCUCCCAUUUUGUGGAGAGAAGUGCCACUAUCCCCUCCAGUGAUUCUCCCAUGAUUGACCUUGAGUAGGGUCAUGAUUGCCCAGUGAACAAGGUGGGCCCUGUUUCACCACAGGGCUUUGCAGUGUUGCAGUGGCGUCUUCUCCCCUCCCAGACCCACCUUCUCCCCAUGAGCUGGGGUCACUGCCUAGGCUGGAAGACCAAUCGCCUUACCAUGCACCACAGCUACAGAAUAAGUCCUCUUACAAAACCGCCAUCUCUCCUGAAACAGUCAGCCUCUUUGCUGCAUCCUAGAGUCCUUCUACCCAAUUUCAGAAACCAAUCUGUCCCGAGCUCUUUGAUUUCACAAGCCUUUAAUCCCCACAUAAGGCCCAAACUAGUUCUGUUUCCCAAAAUAACCCUGUUU